AUGGAUGCUGUUGAUUUGUACGUCUGCGCCGUCACCUCGCUGCUGGCAGAGUGGACGACGACAAUGUUUGCGCGAUCUACCGUCAGAUGGGCGGCUGGGGCGGGACACGCGUUCAUGGACAUCGCCAUUGGCAGCCAGCCCCCGCACCGUGUGACCUUCGAGCUUUUCAGGAAGAGGUGCCCUAUUGCCUCGGAGAACUUUCUGAAGCUGUGCACAGGUGAGAAUGUGCUGCCGCGGGUCUCCAGCAUCGAAGGAAUCGGUGAGCCGUCCUUCCAAGACCAGUUUCUGCCGCAGUUGACGUACCGCAACACGACGUUGCACCGCGUGUGUAAAGGCUAUCUCGUGCAAGGCGGCGAUAUCGUCUCUGGUCAAGGGACAGGUCAGCUUUCCAUCUACGGCGAAUCCUUUGAUGCGCCGGAAGAGGUGAAGGCGUCCAAGUUCGAUCGAAUGGGUCUCUUAGGCACGGCCGUGAGUGCGCCGCACUUGAAUGGGUCGCAGUUUUUCAUCCUUACGACUGACAAGGCGCCGCACCUGAACGGCACGUGCAUCUGUUUCGGCCGCGUCGUGGACGGAUGGGCUGUGGUGAAGGCCAUCGAGGCCAUCCCGCUGACGGCCGCCGGCGAGCCAGGGGAGCGGGUCGUGGUGGUCGAGUGUGGCAAGCUCUAA
Messenger RNA from Leishmania mexicana MHOM/GT/2001/U1103, 666 nucleotides. Its product is annotated as cyclophilin-like protein. The transcript has a single exon. Lineage: Eukaryota; Euglenozoa; Kinetoplastea; Trypanosomatida; Trypanosomatidae. Gene Ontology annotation, molecular function: peptidyl-prolyl cis-trans isomerase activity. Gene Ontology annotation, biological process: protein peptidyl-prolyl isomerization. The record is from RefSeq and is a predicted model, not a curated record. Bases 1 to 666 code for a protein of 221 amino acids.